UCACGCGAAGGGGACGGGCGGAUGCCCGGUUCACGGACGCGUCCGACCAUCAGCGCUCGAUCGGCAGGGCCAGUAGUUAGGCGACUGUCCCCCGAGGAAGUCAAGCGUCGACGUGAGAAGGGCCUUUGUUUCAAAUGCGAAGAAAAGUUUACACCGGGCCAUCAGUGUAAGCAGGCUUUUAUUAUAGAAGUUGCUAAUUCUGAUGGGGAGGAAUCUAAGGUCGAGGAGGAACCACAUCAAGGGGACGAGGUAGAAGUGCCCGAAGAGGAAGCAGAAAUUUCGAUGCACGCAAUGGCAGUGAUUAGAGGGCCAAGGACGAUGCGGUUUCCAGCUUGGGUCAAGGAUCGUAGGGUGAUUGUGCUCGUGGACAACGGGUCAUCACACAACUUUAUUAAUGCUGACUUGUCCCAGAAGCUGAAGCUGCCAACUACGAAGAUUGAGCCCUUUGAAGUUCGAGUAGCUAAUGGAGAGAGGCUGCAAUGCACUGAGUCGUUCCGGAAGCGGCUUAUCGGCAGACGAGACACGAGAUCUUCAUCAUUGGUGCUCUCGUUGAGAGGUGUUAGAUCGUGUGUCUUUUUCCCACCCCAUUCCCUUUUCUUUUCUUUCCCCUUAUUUUCGUUCGAUUCAAAAAAAAAUCCAAAAAUCAUCAUCAUCACGAGUCCUCAAAGUAAAGAGCGUAGGGAAGAGAAGAAAGCCAUGACCAACAAAGAGAUGAAGGAUAAGAUCGAUAAUCUCGAUGUUCAAUUCUGUGGUAUGAGCGAAGCCAUCGACACGCUAGGUGAAGGAUUCGUUAAUACGAAGACAACGGUGCAAGAUCUCAUGAAAACCGUGAAUAGGCGCUUUGAUGAGAUGUCACGCAACGUGCUCGCACGCCUACCACCACCGCGGCAACACGAUCACGCACGGCCACAUGACCGCGAGCGGCCCGAAGGAGAGGAUCGACGGCGUGAAGAGUACGAGUGCGAGGACGACUACGAGCGGCAGUCACAGGCGUCCAACUACUGCGAGCGUUCGAAGGUCAACAAGCCCCGCAUCACGUUAUCCACCUUCACGGGCAGCGAUCCAGACGCAUGGCUCAAUCGGGCAAUGCAAUAUUUCGAGCUCAACGAGAUGGAUGGCCCAGAUCGUGUAAGGUACGCAGCCUAUUAUCUUGAUGGUGAGGCCAAU
Striga hermonthica is the source of this 1167-nucleotide messenger RNA. The record is from the annotation of a GenBank genome assembly. NCBI's taxonomy places the organism in Eukaryota, Viridiplantae, Streptophyta, Magnoliopsida, Lamiales, Orobanchaceae.